UGGCUCGUUUAAGCCAUAAAGGCCCAGACCCUCAGGCUUUCGAUGCUACCACAUACCCUUCUGUUAGACGAGACGUUUACAAUGUUGAUGUUGGUCUUCAACCCAUGCAACUAACAACGACGACAACAUUGUUCACUAUUUUGGAACUAGUCUAACCAGUCCGCCCGGUUUCUGCGAUCCCGUUGGUGUUUAUUUCGUCAUUUUUGGUCCCGUGCUAAUAAUCCCUGGCAUUUUCCAGAAGAUAAAUAUCACUCAUUAACCGUUGCCCGUUAAUCACCCCAUUCUUAAGCCUCGACUCCCGGUCCACCUGAGCACCAUUAUGACUCUUCAACCAGCAGCUUCUAUAAAAGCUAGCAGGGAGAAGGAUUCAUCUCCCGGAACGGGUGAGAAAAGUCAUACUACGACGGGUAGCUCCACAUCAACAAUCACAGAACCUAACGAAAAGGAGAUGGAAAACGAUUCAACCAAGAUCGAUGCAAAAUCGAAGAAGCGCAGUCUGUUUGGAUUUGGGAAGAAGAAGGCCGACCCUAAACCCGUCAACAAAUCUCCGUCCAGAUCCGCCUCGGGUGUAUCGAGUCCUCCGUCCAUAACAAGAGAUGUCCCUCAGAUGUCAUCGAAACGGUCGACGACCGGCUCGCCAAUUCAAGCCGGUAGUCCCAAUAUGACGCCAUCCUCGCCUAGCCGGGGCCUGUACUCGUCAUCUCCACGAUUGAGCUCCCCUGCUGGCUCUCAAAUAUUCGAGCGAGACGUUCAAGAGAGCGCUGUCAUCAUACCUAAUUCACCUGCAAUCCCGUCCCACAUACAAACCGAAAACUACAUCCCUCCCGUUCUCGACGCAUCCUCCGAAGCCAUCACGGAUAACCAUCUUAACCCUGACUCCGUCGAGAUCGUUACUCAUAAUGCGCACCAACCUGCAAGCGUGACAGUGACCGGUGCUUCUGCAUUCGAAACAUCGUCUAAUUCAUGGGCCGAGGACCUUGCUGCUUUCUCCGACAAAGAAGAAUCAGCCUCAAAUUACGGUUCGCUCGACUCUGCCGAUGUUCGACGUCUGAGCUUUAUAUCCUUUGCGGAUGUCGUCCAGGCCGAGCAGGUGCCCCCGAACAGCAGCCGGGACUCGAUGCACCUGGCCGGGUUAACCUCUAUCGGGUCGAGAGGAGUCAACCGAUCGCCGUCCCCGAUAAGAUCACCGGUAUCCUCGCAAGGACCGGAGACGUCGCCGCCGAAUAGCGUCUCCGGGUCUAUCAAGGGACUUAGCAUGUCACCUGUGAGAAGACCGCUUGGCAGCCCGACUUCUGCCGAACACAGCCUCUCGGUCAACGGGGACCUUAACAUAGAGACCAUGUCGCAAGCCCUGAGACGCACAGCUAGCACCGACCUCAGCGCUGCUCGGAGUCUCCCGGUCAGCCCGAUCGAGGGUCUUUCACGCUAAAUCGAGCCAAUAUAUCUAUCCAUUUGAGCUGGAAGAUAGCCAAGCUUAAGAAAACGCGACAUAUUUAAGGGGUGUGCCUCUUGGGUUCUAUAUCCCCGAAUUUUUUUUUCUUCUUUUGGGCGUGUU
Molecule: messenger RNA, 1555 nt
Organism: Annulohypoxylon truncatum
Lineage: Eukaryota; Fungi; Ascomycota; Sordariomycetes; Xylariales; Hypoxylaceae
Exons: 1
Coding region: 320-1429 (369 amino acids)
Source: RefSeq, a predicted model, not a curated record